AUGUUGUGCCGCUUCACAUUUUCAUUCAUCAUGUGUUUAAAUAAUGCCCAAAUGGUCAUAUUCAACAACAACACCGUCCUCAGAUGGAUGGAAGAGUCAAAAAUUACAUCAGUGGCCUGGUGUCAUGGAAGAAUUUUUCUAGGGAAUAAUUUAGGACAGAUUUUUUCAUUUAAAUCUCCUUCCAUAAGUACUAUAGUAAACACAAAUGAAAAAAACAAGAUUAAAGUUUCAAAAAACCCAAUUGUUAACAUAAGCUCAUUGGAACCCAGGGAAGAAUUAUUAGCACAGGAUUCUGAAGGGGAUUUGUUCAUCGUGAAUAUAUUUCUGAAAACUAAGCCGAUAAUUUUGUGCAAAAAAGUCUCAUGUUUUACAAGACAGGCAAUAGAAGGAUGUGAAGAAGUAAGAAGCUCAGACAAAAUCUUACCGAUAACAUAUAUGGCGAAUAUAUGUGUAGGAUUAAAACAGAAAAUACAAAUAUACUCAGCAAUUGGAGAAAAUGUAUUGCAUCAGAGAGACAUUUCUAUAUCGGAUAUACCACUGACAAUCUGCUGGUUAAAUGAUACAAUAGUUAUUGGAUCAUCCACAUCCUACUCGAUGACUAAUGCGGAAGGAACGGUUUACACAGAACUUUGUAGGAACGACCUUUCAACUGAUAGAAGAAUGCAAAAACCAAGUCCAGCAAAGAACAUAAUAACGUGUACAUGUAUAGAUAACGAUGUAAUGAUAGUGUGCGAUAACAUAGGAGUGUUCUAUAACGUAGAAACGAUGAACCUGUCAAACAAGAACACAAUUCAGUGGAGUGGAACCCUGGAAUCUCUGGGCUCAUGCCCUCCCUUCAUAGUUGGCCUAACCUCGAAAAAGAAGCUGGAAAUACAUGGAAUUAGAGACCAAUUGUUAUACAAGACACUGGACCUCAGAACCUCAGCAAUAACCUACUUCAUGCCAGACAAGUGCAAUUUUUUGUGCGCAACAUCAACGAUUGUUACAGCAGUUCAACCCUCAAGUUAUUACGAAAACAUCUCAAAUUUCCUGGAAAACGAUAAAAUCAAAGAAGCACUCCAACUUGUAAACCUCUACUUCUCACAAAAUGAUCAGAGAAAAAAAUCGGAAAUAGCAAUAUGCCAUACAAUAGCAGGCUGGAUAUAUUUCUCAAAACUAAACUUCCCAGUAGCAUUUCUACAUUUUUCAUACGGGAAUGCCGAUAUAGUAUAUUUGUUGUCAUUUUGGAGCCAGUACUACCCACUAGAAGUUCCAGAAACUUACCAGUUCAAUAAGGAAAUACCACAAUUCCUCCAUCAUCUAAUACCGAAAACAUUAGUAAUUAACAAAUUUGUCGAAAACAGAAUAAAUGAUCCAGAGUUCAACAAGUAUAACCAGAUCGAGAAUACAAAGAAGGAAUUGAUGGAACUGGCCAAUAGUUCGUUUGCACUUUUUUUAUUCCGGAAUUCGGAAUUAAAAGAAGGUGAGAAGGAAGGAGAAAUGGCUGAAUUUUACAAGAAGGUUCAAACAGCAGUAGAAACAGUAACAUUUCUACUCUUUUCAGAGUCUGACGAUUUGAGAUAUAACCAUAUACUGAGAAAAGAUAAAAACAGUUCGUUUGUGGAUGUAGAUGCAACUAAAAAUCAUUUGAUUGACAUGGAUAAAAGUGAUUUAUAUGCUAAAUUGCUUAUAAGAGAUGGGCGUCUUAUAGAAGCUAUGGGAGUACUUUCUGAUCUUGUAACAUCAAGAAAUGUACACUCACACCAUAACUUGGAAGGAGGUUCUGACACACCAUGCAUAGAGCUAGCUUCAUGCAUUAACUUGGUUCUAGAUUCAGUAGGAAAGAAUAAAAAUUCAGAACUCUCACCUAAUUUUACACCAGAAGAAACAAAGGAGAUUCUUUACACAUACCUCCCGCUUCUUUUUGAAAGCUCACCGUCAUCAGCCUUGAAUGUACUCACAAAGAACCACACCACAUUGCCUCUGAAUUCUGAUGAAAUUCUAUCAAUGAUAAAUGAACACUGUAAAAAGAGCUCACACGGACACACGGAUAUGCCUCAAUUGCAAAUAAAAUAUCUAGAGGACCUGGUAUUGAAAAAUAAAUCGGGAGGAGUUCAUGAAAACACUCUUCUGGUCAAGUAUUAUAUACAAUCUCUUUCCUCAACACAGGGGAAUUUUAAUGUUGACAAUAAGCAAGGGUUCGAGAGCCAGAAUGAUAGAAAGCAGGCGUUGUUUCAGCUUUUAGAGGGAAACUAUACUUUCGAUUUACCUAAAAUAGAAAACUUGAUCUGUAGUCUGGACAUGCCAGAGGCAAGAGUAAUACUGUAUUCGAAACUUGGAAAACAUUAUCAAGCCCUUGAAACCAUAUAUACCAAGUGGGUUACAAACCAAGUUAAAUUAUGUGAGGCAUACUGCCUCUGUUUUGGAGAUAUAACUAAAUUUGAUCAGCUGAACAAAGAUAACCCAUACAAGAGACUUUUUACAUACUACGAUUAUUGGACUGAGAAGGCGGAGGAGUGGCCGCUGGCAGACACAAACCUAUACAUCAUUAACCAGGAAUCUGAGACUUCCAUAGACAAUUUGAUCAUGGAUCUCUUAAAAAUUAUAGUUUCUCACACUGGUACCGAAAACAAAACAACGAUAACGAAACAUUUGAUAUCUAAAUACAUACACUUCUGCGGUUAUAAUUCUUCACUUAACGGAACAAGCUUGCUGGAGGUUAUACCAGGAGAUUGGAAUUUCAAUGAAUUUGCAAAUCUAUUUAACCAUUUGCAACUGAGAAUGUUACAUAGUCAGAGAACUAAGUCAGUAAAAAAAGGACUAGCAAGAUCUUUACACUCAAAAACUUCAUUGUCUCUCUACAAGCUGACAUCAUUGCAGCCAGUGAGGAUAGAUACGAAUACACUAUGUAUGGUAUGUUCAGAGCCAAUUAAAAUAGGAACUAGCAUCGCAAUAAAGAUACCCCCCCAAAAGGAUACCUCAGAAUCUAAUAAUUCAAUCAGACAACCCUUAGUUGUACACGAAUAUUGUAUAAGGAAGGGCCUUAUGAGCUGA
Theileria annulata is the source of this 3033-nucleotide messenger RNA. RefSeq lists its product as uncharacterized. The coding region runs from base 1 to 3033 and encodes 1010 amino acids. The transcript has 7 exons. Gene Ontology annotation, cellular component: cytoplasm; membrane. Gene Ontology annotation, biological process: vesicle-mediated transport; autophagy; intracellular protein transport. The record is from RefSeq and is a predicted model, not a curated record. Lineage: Eukaryota; Apicomplexa; Aconoidasida; Piroplasmida; Theileriidae.